ACUAGUUUCCCACCGGCUUCCCCCACUUAAAAGCUUGCCGGUCCUCAACUCUAUGCUGGAGCGCGCCUCGAGUCCCAUCUUCCGCCAUUAAUUCCCUCUUUAAUUCCUCCCCUGUCUGUCCCCACCUCUCUCUCUGGCCUUGAAAUGAUCCCGAAGGAGCGACCUUUCACGAGAUCUGGGGGGCUGCGGCGGUGACGAUGCACGACAAGAGGUUGAACGGGAGACGGCCGCCGUCACCGGCGUCGUCGCCGAGGGCGGCGCGGCGGGGCGGAAGGAAGGAGUGGGGGGCGCCGCCGCCGGGGAUGGAGCGGCUGCUGUACGCGGCGUUGGCCGCGCUGUUCCGGCGGAGGGGGAUCCUGCUGGUGGCGCCGCUGCUGUACGUGUCGGCCAUGCUGGUCUUCAUGGGGAGCUGGAACCUUGAUGCCGUGCCGGUGCGUGUCGGGGUGGCUGUGCUCCACCGCCGGCCGCCGCCGGGGGCGGUGUACAGGAGUCACCAGGUGUUCGAGAGUCUGUGGCCCUUCAUGCAGGCCGACGUGAGCCACUCUAAUGCGUUGAUGACAGCAUGGCAUCAAAAGGCAAGCCAAAGAUGGAAGCCAUGUCUCAACAAGAGGUUAUCUCAUGCAGAGUUGCCGCCUUCAAAUGGCUUCCUCAUAAUCGAAGCAAAUGGUGGGCUAAAUCAGCAACGUCUAUCGAUAUGCGAUGCAGUUGCUGUGGCAGGUCUAUUAAAUGCCACGCUUGUCAUCCCCAUGUUUCAUUUGAACAGUGUUUGGCGUGAUUCCAGCAAGUUUGGGGAAAUCUUUGAUGAAGAUUACUUCAUUGAGACACUCAAGAAUCAUGUAAGAGUGGUCAAAGAACUUCCACAAGACAUACUGAAGCGCUUUGACUAUAAUAUAAGCAACAUUGUGAACAUGAGAACUAAGGCCUUACAAUCCAAAACGUAUUAUUUGCAGAAGGUCCUUCCCAAAUUAUUAGAAAUGGGGGCUGUACGUAUUGCACCUUUCUCUAAUAGGUUGGCACACUCGGUUCCAUCCAAUAUCCAGAGGCUGAGAUGUUUGACCAAUUAUGAAGCAUUACGGUUUUCUCAACCUAUAAGGGUUCUUGCUGAAAAUAUGGUUGACCGGAUGGUGAAAAAUAGCUCCAUGAGUGAUGGGAAGUAUGUUUCAGUGCAUCUUCGGUUUGAAGAGGAUAUGGUAGCCUUUUCAUGCUGUACUUAUGAUGGUGGUGAGGAAGAGAAACAUGAAAUGGAUAUUGCUCGUGAAAGGAGUUGGAAGGGGAAGUUUAGAAGACCAGGUCGAAAGAUAAACCCAGAGGCUAAUCGAAUGGGUGGAAAAUGCCCUUUAACCCCAUUAGAGGUUGGGAUGAUGCUUCGAGGCAUGGGGUUUGACAAUACUACACCAGUUUAUGUUGCUUCUGGUCAAAUUUACAAUGCAGAAAGAUAUAUGGCUCCACUCCGUCAGUUAUUUCCGCUUUUAGAGACAAAGGAUACUCUAGCGUCAGCUGAUGAAUUAGCACCAUUUAAGGGUCACUCAUCCCGUUUGGCAGCACUUGAUUACACCUUGUGUGUUCACAGUGAAGUAUUUGUGACAACUCAAGGGGGUAAUUUUCCACACUUUUUGAUGGGGCACAGACGGUAUCUUUAUGAAGGACAUUCAAAGACGAUAAAGCCUGACAAGAGGAGAUUGGUCUUAUCUUUUGACAACCCAAACAUAAGAUGGGAUAGAUUCAAGCGUAACAUGCAGGAAGUUCUUCAUCACAGUGACUUGAAGGGAGUUGGAUUAAGGAAAUCGGAUGCAUCUCUGUACACUUCUCCCAUGCCUGACUGCAUGUGCCUGCGAUCAGAAGCAUGAAUCUGUAGAUGACAUACACUGGGAGUCAACGGUAAAUUAUACUCAGUCAUAUAUGUCGAUACAUGUGUAAGUAAUCUUGCAUUAACAAUCAUUCAAUUGCAUUAGAAAUUCAUUCAAUUCUUGUUAGGUGAGCCAGAGAGAUCAUAAUUUGAUACUGUAUAUUACCAAUAGACGUCUUCAUUGUAUACGUAACAGAAACAGCAUAUUAUAAGAUUUUCUGAAAUGUUAGCCCUUCUGCAUAAUUUCAGGGCUUUAACUUAA
Messenger RNA from Phoenix dactylifera (date palm), 2108 nucleotides. RefSeq names its product O-fucosyltransferase 9-like. The record is from RefSeq and is a predicted model, not a curated record. NCBI's taxonomy places the organism in Eukaryota, Viridiplantae, Streptophyta, Magnoliopsida, Arecales, Arecaceae.